AUGGUGGAGCAAGACUCUCGUAGCAGUUUGCGACACAUCCUGGCCGACGAGCCAGUCGGGCAGCCAUCGCGGCCAGCACCACCAUCGACACCAGCAUCCGCAUCAGCGAUACGGACCACAUCGGCCGCAGCUACAGGCGACCGCGAGCCAUCGCCCGCACCCAAAGCCGACAAGGACGAGGAACAAGAAGUAGAGACUCCGCUAUAUACAUCGACCACCCAGACGACCCGGCGCAAUGCAAAUGGCAGCGUGUCAUCGGUUUACUCAGGAAACAAGAUCCGCCAUUUGAAGAAGGAGGACGGUGUACCGCUUUGGCGCAAGGACAUUCAGUACGACUUCCUCGACAUCGUCUUUAAAGAUGAUCAUCGCGUCUUUACCCGCUACUCGGACAAUGAGAAGGGCCACACGUUCGCCGAAAUCUACGUCGAUGCCAUGGCAAAGAGCAGCAAGUGCAGCAAGAUUUUAAAGGAGAAGCUCAAGGAGGAUUUUGAAUCCGCUAUCACUAUGGCUAUGGUCUGCCUACUCGUCAACGUCGGCCGGAUGAACACGACUCUGAACUUCUUCCCCGAGAUGCGCGCUCAAUUGCGUACCUACCAUUCCAUUCCAGCCUUACAGGCACACCAAGACCCGAACGCCUAUAAGCAACUACAAGAUGCGCCUCGCUUGAAAUCCAUCCUCAAAGGCGCCACAGAGGACACGCCACAGCCAGGCACAAUUGAAGACAUCCGACAAGCUUCCAUACCACGAACGAACCCUGUCAACCUGAUCUUCGUCCUGUCGCAGUAUGCUCCCAAGAUCUCAGAACUGCACUUCAACCAUCCUCGCGACUUCUUCGACCUCGUAAUGCGACCUAGUUUGAGCAGCAGAAGCAGGGCAACCGCCUUCCUUUGGCUCAUGUGGUGGUACCUCGAAAGCGAUUUCUCCAAUGAAGCCGCGCUCAAAAAUCCGUUUGGAGCAGGUUGCGAGCCAGAAGGUGGCGGUCUGCCAAUCAAAGUCCCUCCGCUCGAGAGUUUGACCGAGGAGCAGGCUGCUUUGGAGAAUGUUGACAGCCAAGAAGAAAAGGAUUACGGAGAACAGAAACGCAAGGAAAGAAUUGCAAUCGUUGCAAGCGAACCGAGUCCCGCCAUGACAGCUCUCAAACGCGCUAGGAAAGGUAUGUUGUCCUUAUAUGACCGAUGGCUAAACACCAACUCGGGAGAACAAAAAGAACGCAGUUUGUUUGCCGCGGGUCUUGGUGACUCUUUGCGUAGGACAUACGCUGGUAGCGACUACACACGAUCUCCUACGCCUCCCACAAGCUCUUUCCAGGCCGUCAACACUAUUUCAAAGCCAUCGGGAGCCAAGUCGUUCUUGACCGAAAUGGAUGAAAAGGAACAUGACAACCGACACUUGGCUUCACCUUCCAUGGGCACGCCACAAGCUGCAGCACUGCCCAAAAAAGGCGCUGGACGAGACCACGUCCCGAUAUCUUCGUACCAAUCCCAGACACGGAACCGUCCGCUGACAUCACACCAAAAAGCAGUCAGCGAUUACCGCCGUGUGCGAAUCAAUCAGAUCCUAGAUACUGGUAUCAGGCGACGUCACAUAGCAGCCAAACGUCAACGUCAAGAAGAAGGUAUACUAUUACGGGCUUGGAAACGCAUUCGCAUGCUGCCUUCCGGCUGGGACAGUGAGGACGAA
Aureobasidium melanogenum CBS 110374 is the source of this 1680-nucleotide messenger RNA. RefSeq lists its product as uncharacterized. The annotation marks the transcript as partial. The transcript has 3 exons. The record is from RefSeq and is a predicted model, not a curated record. Gene Ontology annotation, cellular component: Ino80 complex. NCBI's taxonomy places the organism in Eukaryota, Fungi, Ascomycota, Dothideomycetes, Dothideales, Saccotheciaceae.